AGCCCGGCCCCCCUAUAUAAGGCCGGGGCUGCGGGCCCUUCCUUUGGGUCAGUGUCGCCUCCGGGAUAGAGACAGCCCCUUUCCGCACAGCCCAGCCAGCAGGCCCCGCACACUGCCACCAUGCCAUUCGGUAACACCCACAACAAGUUCAAGCUGAACUACAAGCCUGAGGAGGAGUACCCUGACCUCAGCAAGCACAACAACCACAUGGCCAAGGUGCUGACCCCUGAGCUCUACAAGAAGCUUCGGGACAAGGAGACUCCAUCUGGCUUCACCCUGGACGAUGUCAUCCAGACAGGUGUGGACAACCCAGGUCACCCCUUCAUCAUGACCGUGGGCUGUGUGGCUGGUGAUGAGGAGUCCUACCAGGUGUUCAAGGAUCUCUUUGACCCCAUCAUCCAGGACCGGCACGGGGGUUACAAACCCACCGACAAGCACAAGACGGACCUCAACCAUGAGAACCUCAAGGGUGGAGACGACCUGGACCCCAACUAUGUGCUCAGCAGCCGUGUCCGCACGGGCCGCAGCAUCAAGGGCUACACACUGCCCCCCCACUGUUCCCGGGGUGAGCGCCGGGCAGUGGAGAAACUCUCCGUGGAAGCCCUCAACAGCCUGACCGGCGAGUUCAAGGGGAAGUACUACCCUCUGAAGAGCAUGACGGAACAGGAACAGCAGCAGCUCAUCGACGAUCACUUCCUGUUCGACAAGCCCGUGUCCCCGCUGCUGCUGGCCUCAGGCAUGGCCCGCGACUGGCCCGACGCCCGGGGCAUCUGGCACAAUGACAACAAGAGCUUCCUGGUGUGGGUGAACGAGGAGGACCACCUCCGAGUCAUCUCCAUGGAGAAGGGGGGCAACAUGAAGGAGGUUUUCCGCCGCUUCUGCGUGGGGCUGCAGAAGAUUGAGGAGCUCUUCAAGAAAGCCGGCCACCCCUUCAUGUGGAACGAGCACCUGGGCUACGUGCUCACCUGCCCGUCCAACCUGGGCACCGGGCUGCGUGGAGGCGUGCAUGUCAAGCUGGCGCACCUGAGCAAGCACCCCAAGUUCGAGGAGAUCCUCACCCGCCUGCGCCUGCAGAAGCGGGGCACAGGUGGUGUGGACACAGCUGCUGUGGGCUCAGUGUUCGACGUAUCCAACGCCGAUCGGCUGGGCUCGUCCGAAGUAGAGCAGGUGCAGCUGGUGGUGGACGGUGUGAAGCUCAUGGUGGAGAUGGAGAAGAAGCUGGAAAAGGGCCAGUCCAUCGACGACAUGAUCCCCGCCCAGAAAUAGGCGUCCAGCCCGCUCGCCGCCGACUGCUGGAGCCC
This is a messenger RNA of Leptonychotes weddellii (Weddell seal), 1301 nucleotides long. RefSeq names its product creatine kinase, M-type (gene CKM). The record is from RefSeq and is a predicted model, not a curated record. Gene Ontology annotation, molecular function: creatine kinase activity. Lineage: Eukaryota; Metazoa; Chordata; Mammalia; Carnivora; Phocidae. Gene Ontology annotation, biological process: phosphocreatine biosynthetic process.